ACGGUGAAAGAGGAGAGUGUACCUACCUCCGAGCUUAGUUUGUCUGAUGUUGCUAUAUUGCACGUAGCAUCUCUUCUCUGUAAGGAUGUCUUCUUUAAUACUUUUCUUAUGGACCCUGUCCAUGUGUCACUUUGCUCAGGUCAGCACUGAUAUCUUGAGUACUCCUCCUAUUCUUGAUUUUGUUCCUCAUCCUUAUCACCCCAUUCCAGGACAGAGGCCGGACUUUGAACGGGACCCAAAGUUUGUUUUAGUGGCUCCAGCAGUGCUAAGAGUGGGACGUGACGAAAAUAUCCUGCUGGAGGCAUUUGGACUUUCUGAGCCUGUCGUCGUUACUCUCUCAGUGUACAAUUAUCCACAAAGACCUCCACAAUUGCUGCAAGCAACCGUCAUCCUGAACGCUGAUAAUAAUUACAGCGUACUCAAAAACAUAACGAUUCCCUGGAGAGACCUAUAUCGACAACAGAGAGAUACUACGUAUGUCUGGCUGCUCGCUAGAUUUGGACACUUCCAAAAGGUUGAGUACAUCAGUAAAGUGUCCUUUCUCUCUGGUUUCAUCUUCAUCCAGACCGACAAGCCCAUCUACAACCCAGGAGACACAGUGCGCUUCAGAGUUUUUGUCUCUUCUCCAGAGUUUCAGGCUUUCAAUAGCACAAUAUCUGUCGAAAUUCAGAACUCUGAUGAAAUUACAGUCCAUGCCGAAUCUGAGGCCAAAGCAGCAGACGGCAUUUACUCCGACACAUACGCACUCUCGGACAUUGUCAAAGAGGGCAAGUGGAAGAUUGUUGCCAAAUUUGACCACUUGAAAGAGAACAUGUAUAGUGCAAAUUUUGAGGUGAAGAAAUAUGAACUCCCAGCAUUCAAUGUCACACUGAUACCGAAAAAGUCCUAUCUGAGUUUAGAAGAUAAAGAGUUGGAGGUGCAGGUGUAUGCCACAUAUAUGUACGGUGAGAAAGUGGAUGGUGUCGCAUAUGUGGUGUUUGGAGUAGAGAAUGAUGGAGUGAAUGAACGAUUCUCAUCUAUGAAGCAAGUAAAAAAUCUGGAUGGUGGGAAUGCCACGCUCACUGUUGCUGAGCUUAAGAAAGCGUAUUCUGAUAUCAACCAAUUAAACGGCUUGUCCAUAUACGUCCAAGCUUCCGUGAUGACCAGCACAGGAAGUGACCUUGUAGUGGCAAAAAAGACAGGCAUCAAAAUCGUCUUAACGCCAUAUGUGCUUGCCGUCGAAGACACAUCAAGGUUUUAUAAAUCGGGCCUACCCUUUGACUUAACGGUUACGGUUAGCCACCACGACGGCUCCCCGGCUCCUAACGUUCCGGUUAAAAUCAGCUUCCUGUCCACUCCUGUCACAGUGCACAGCGGCACCAUCAAAGUGUCCCUUAACAUGCCGUGUGGAUUUAGCAAAAAGAUUAUAGUAAAAACAGUAGUCCCAGAUUUGAAGCCGGAGCAGCAAGCAAAGACUGAAUGGUUGGUGGAGGCGUUCUCACCUUUCAGCCCUGCAGAUCCGAACCAGAUUUACAUCACCGUAGACAAGAAGGCGGCAAAAGUAGGAGAGACGUUAGACUUCCAGCUGCACCUCAGCCUCAGCUCCCACAAAGAAAACUACUUGGGGCAGAUUUCAUAUAUCGUGUUGAACAAGGGGAAGAUAAUUCAUGUGGGCAAGGUGAAUAGAACAGAGGAUGAAGUGACUACCGUUCCCCUGCUGCUGACUUCAGAGAUGCUGCCUGCGUUCCGCUUCGUGGUGUACUGGAUUCUUCCGUGGUCGUAUGCAGUAGAAGUGUUGGCCGAUUCCAUUUUGGUGAAGGUGGAGAGCCAUUGUCUGGGAUCACUCAAGGUUGAACCGUUGAAGGGUGAAGUGAAGGACUCGUAUGCACCAGGCGACAGCUUUGGCUUUCAAGUUAGGGGCGACCCCGGAGCAAAGGUCAGCCUGGUCGCCGUAGACAACUCCAUUUUUCUGCUGAGUAAGAGCCGGCUGACGCAGAAGAAGAUUUGGGACACGGUGGGACAGGGGGAUUUGGGCUGCUCUACAGGCGGAGGGAGGGACAGCAUGGGUGUGUUCAAGGAUGCAGGCCUGAAUUUUCACUCAAGCUUCCGAGAAUCAACCAGUCAUACUUUCCCACCGUGCUACUGGAAGCUCAGGGGGAGGCGCUCUGUUGAAAAUCUGCGUCUCCGGGACAAGCUUGAGAAAUCCUAUACCAACCAGGUUUUACAGCGCUGCUGCUCUGAUGGCAUGAGGGAGAUUCCCAUGCCGUAUUCAUGCCGCCGCCGUGCUCUUUACAUCACUGAGGACUGGAGCUGCGUGAUGGCUUUUCUCUGGUGCUGCACUCAGUACAGGGGUGAAGAGCUGGGCAUCAUCACCUCGCCACCACCCACCACUCCAGAGCCAACCUUGCCCACGAGGGGAAGUGUAUUCACAAACCAUUAUGGUCCUAUAAUUUCUGAAGACUAUCCUUCUUUCCAUGGCUUUGCUGUCAUGCCUGGCAUCCCUCCUUUACGUAUUGGCAUUCCUGGAGCUUCUCGUGGUGUUCCUACUGCUGUUAGUCCUCGUCCUGCACUUGGUUUCAUGAUUGUGCCUGGUCCUGGUGCUCGUGUUGGUGUUGGUGCAGGUUUUAUUCCUGGUGGUGGUGGUGCUGGUGGUCUCACAGGAACUCCCAAAUCUAGGGUGAGGGAUGCGUACUAUGACAAGCUAGACGAUAUUUAUGUACGCACCAAGUUCUUUGAGUCCUGGCUGUGGACAGAUGUCCAACUUCCUGAAGCACCUGGGCCAGAUGGAUUUGCUGUUGCACCAGUGCAGUCCGUUCUCCCCGAUAGCAUCACACAGUGGGGGAUUUUGGGCAUUAGUGCAUCAUCUAGUACAGGUUUCUGUGUGGCCGAGCCGUUCAACAUCCGAGCAUGGAAGCCAUUCUUCAUCAACCUACGUCUUCCUCGCACCGCAGCCAGAAACGAACAUGUUGAGGUCAAGGCCGUGCUGCACAACUACGUGAGCAAGGACCUAAAGGUGCUGGUGAUCCUGGCAAAGACGGACGACAUGUGCAGUGUGGCGUAUACCGAGGAUCAUAAGCAGGAGGUUUUGGUGCGAGCUCACUCCUCCGUGCUCAUCCCCUACACCGUAAUCCCGCUCCGAGUGGGAGAGCUCCCCCUGCAGGUCACUGCCGUGUCGCGUAGCUUCUCCAGACGGGAUGCAGUCCGUAAAACUCUCCGUGUGGUGUUGGAAGGCAUUCAGAAGAUGGAAGUGAGGAGUUUUGUGUUGAAUCCUGCUGAGAAAGGAGACGAUGGAAAUCAGCUGAUUCGGGUGGAUAAAGCUAAACUGAGUUCAGUGGUUCCCAACUCCGCUCCAGAAACAUUUAUCAAUGUCAGAGGUAAUUUGUUGGCCGACAGCAUCGAUAACUCCAUCAAUAAGGACUCACUGGCGGCCCUGAUCCGGAUGCCCGGAGGCUGUGUGGAGCAGAACCUGGCUAGCAUCACACUGCCGCUCAUCGCUGUUCACUAUCUGGACCGCAGCUCACAGUGGGAGAGUGUGGGUUUGCAGCGCAGAGAGGAUGCCAUCGCCUACAUUAAGAUCGGCUAUGAGAACCAGCUUAAUUAUCGUAAAACUGAUGAUUCAUAUCCACCGUAUCUCAACGAAGGAACCAGCACCUGGAUCACAGCGUUUGUGGUGAAGGUGUUCUCCAUGGCUUAUCCGUUUAUCACAGUGGACAAGCAGCACAUAUGUGGCCCGCUGCUCUACCUGCUCAAGCACAAGCAGCUCUUAUCUGGAGCAUUCAAGGAGGACAACCCAGUCUAUACCACCUCCAUGACGGGAGGUCUUCAGGGUUCAGAAUCCAGGGAAACUCUGACUGCAUUUGUACUGAUUGCAUUGGCCGAAGCUAAGAGUGUCGUUACUUGCACUGGCCAAGAACUGAACCCGGAGGUGAAUUUUGUAAAAGCAGGGUACUAUCUGAAAGCACGAUACCAAUGGCUGCAAAGGCCGUAUUCUGUCGCAAUUGCAUGUUACGCACUGGCUGUGAGCAAUCUGGGCUGCUCGAAGAGAGUGUUGCUGAAAUUAGCAUCAGCAGACCACACACACUGGCCAGACGCACAAAACCCAUUCUUCACACUGGAGGCGACAGGUUACGCACUGCUGGCCCUGCUUAAAGGUGGCCAUAUUCAGGAGGCUGCUGCGCCGUUCAAGUGGCUGAAUCAGCAGCGACAGGUCGGGGGAGGAUACGGAACCACGCAGUCCACCAUGGUGGUACUGCAGGCUCUGUCAGAGUACCUGGUAAAGAAACCCCCUCCAGUUGACAUGAUCCUGAAGGUGGUGCUCAGCGUUCCCGGUAGCUCAGAUACUCACUGGGCCUUCACCAGACAACUGGCUCAUGUGGCACGUUCCUCUAAAGUGCCUACAGAUCAGAACCUCACAUUGGUGGCCUCAGGAAGUGGUCAGGGGAUACUGGAGGUGGUAACGGUGUACAACGAGUUGCCUGAUGUACAUGAGAACAGCUUGUGUAACGGAUUUGAGUUGAACGUUUCUAUUAGCGAGAGCAUCGAGAAGCCUCCAGCAGAAGCUGAGAAGGUGUAUAGACUCAGCAUCAGUGUAAGAGCUCUGGAGCAGCAUCAGGUGCGCAUGGCCGUGCUGGACAUCAGCCUGCCUACUGGCUUUGAACCAGAAAACUCUGACCUGGAGCUGCUGGCCAACUCUGUGGAUCGCUACAUCAACAAUUUCCAAGUUGUAGAUAAUCUGAGCGAUCGAGGAUCUCUCAUCAUUCAUCUGUUCAAGGUAUCCAACAAAGCGGCAGACAUCAUCUCCUUCAGGCUGAACCAGAAGUUUAAAGUGGGCCUCCUGCAACCGUCUACAGUUACUGUAUACCAGUAUUACAACAAAGAGAAGCGUUGCAGCAGGUUUUACACUCCACCAGAGGACAAAGAGCAGCUCAGUCAGAUCUGCGAAGGAAACAUUUGUCGCUGCACAGAGGGCGACUGUUGUAUUUUGAAGAAGGGCGCUUGGACAGUUGCGGCAAGAAAGAAGGCUGCGUGCAGCGGGAUCCACCACGUGUUUAAGGUUAGAGUGUUGAAUGUCAGUCAGAGCCAGUAUGACAGAUAUGAGCUGGAGAUCCUGCAAGUCAUAAAAGAAGGCUCCGAGGCUGGUCUAAAAGCAAAGGACAGGCGAGUGUUUCUUUCUCACGCCGGCUGUAGGGCGGGGCUUAAUCUGCUCACGGGGGAGGACUACCUCAUCAUUGGCCCAUCCUCUGACGUUUGGCAAGCAGGCAGUGACAAGAACGGUUACACAUACACACUGGGGAAGAACACUUGGGUGGAGCAUUGGCCUUCAGGCACGUGUACCAAAUGCAGAGCGCUGGACAAUUUUAGCACAGAAUUGCUGAACACUGGCUGCCAGACCUGAAAAAUACCACAAACACACACACACACAGUACAUUUCAAAAAUCUGUCUAGGCCGUGUGCAAGCAUGUAUGCAGCCCGCGACAUGCGCACAUUCGCGCAAAUGUUUUGUGUCAAACGGUCUUUUGUUUCAUUUAAAUCUUAUAUUCUUUUCAUUUGUCAAUGUUUAUUUGCAAAUUGGUAGUUUUAUUAAUUGCUUCACUGUUUUAGCAAAAAAAAAUUUUAGCAAAUUAAUAAAUGUAUUCUCAUUUCAGUA
Pangasianodon hypophthalmus (striped catfish) is the source of this 5626-nucleotide messenger RNA. Its product is annotated as complement C3. The record is from RefSeq and is a predicted model, not a curated record. Gene Ontology annotation, molecular function: endopeptidase inhibitor activity; protein binding. The coding region runs from base 86 to 5374 and encodes 1762 amino acids. The transcript is spliced from 43 exons. Gene Ontology annotation, cellular component: extracellular region. Lineage: Eukaryota; Metazoa; Chordata; Actinopteri; Siluriformes; Pangasiidae.